AAAUCUCAGUCUUUUUCAUCAGCUCCUUUACAGCCAGAUUUUAAGCCGAUCCUCUAGAAUUGGUCUUCAAACGGGCUUUGAAUUCCUUUAUAAAAACAUCACUAAAAUCACAAUAAUCACCUCCACUCAUUAGUGCCUAACCUUAAUCUCUCUGGGCAGAGUACUCCUAUCGAGUGUCAAUGUCUCUCCUCUGACUUGUGUAACUCAAUUACUCAUCCCGUCAUCAGAGCAUUUGGGUCGUGUUUUCCAGUAGCAAUGGAAGUGGUGGAAUCAACUAACGAUAACAACAAAAUCUGGAAUGUGGGGCUUCUUCUGGUGGCCACUCUUGUGGCGGCGAAACUCAUAUCUGCAUUGAUAAUCCCAAGAUCCAAAAAGCGGUUGCCGCCAACGGUUAGCUCGUGGCCGGUGGUUGGCGGUCUUCUCCGGUUCAUGAAAGGGCCGAUUGUGAUGCUGAGGGAGGAGUACCCUAAGCUUGGGAGUGUGUUCACUCUGAAUCUGCUUAAUAAGAACAUUACUUUCUUAAUUGGCCCGGAGGUUUCAGCCCAUUUCUUCAAGGCCCCGGAAUCUGAUCUCAGCCAGCAAGAGGUUUACCAAUUCAAUGUGCCUACAUUUGGGCCUGGGGUGGUGUUUGAUGUGGACUAUUCCAUUAGGCAGGAGCAGUUCAGGUUUUUCACUGAGGCACUAAGGGUCACUAAGCUCAAAGGUUAUGUUGAGCAGAUGGUUACGGAAACCGAGGAUUAUUUUGCAAAAUGGGGAGAUAGUGGUGAAGUGGACCUGAAGUAUGAAUUGGAACAUCUAAUCAUAUUGACAGCCAGCAGAUGUUUGUUAGGUGAAGAGGUUCGCAAUAAGUUGUUCGAUGAUGUCUCUGCUCUAUUUCAUGACCUUGAUAAUGGAAUGCUUCCUAUCAGUGUCAUAUUUCCUUACCUUCCAAUCCCAGCACAUCGUCGUCGUGACCAAGCCCGCAAGAAGCUUGCAGAUAUUUUUGCAAACAUCAUAGCUUCUCGUAAACAAACAGGCAAGACACAGAAUGACUUGCUACAGUGCUUCAUAGAUUCUAAGUAUAAAGACGGACGAUCAACGACAGAGUCGGAGGUCACUGGCCUACUCAUUGCCGCCCUCUUUGCUGGCCAGCAUACGAGUUCCAUUACUUCCACAUGGUCUGGGGCUUACCUCCUGCGCAACCCAAAAUUCAUGUCAGCCGUGGUGGAUGAGCAGAAAAAUAUUAUGCAAAAGCAUGGAAACAAGAUUGAUUACGAUACCUUGUCUGAGAUGGAAGUUCUAUACCGUUGCAUAAAAGAAGCGCUUAGACUCCACCCUCCACUGAUAAUGCUUCUGCGGAGCUCACACAGCGAUUUUAGUGUGAAGACCAAGGAAGGAAUAGAAUAUGAUAUUCCCAGGGGGCAUAUUGUGGCCACAUCUCCGGCUUUUGCAAACCGGUUACCGCAUAUUUAUAAAGAUCCUGACACUUAUGACCCUGAUAGGUUUGCUCCAGGGAGGGACGAGGACAAGGCAGCCGGAGCUUUCUCCUACAUAUCUUUUGGUGGUGGUAGGCACGGUUGUUUGGGCGAGCCAUUUGCAUAUCUACAAAUCAAAGCAAUAUGGAGCCAUUUGCUAAGAAACUUCGAGAUGGAGCUCGUUUCACCUUUUCCAGAGAUCGACUGGAAUGCCAUGGUCGUAGGUGUGAAAGGAAAAGUUAUGGUGCGGUACAAGCGCAGAGAGCUUGCCGUUAACUAAUUGGGUCAUACUGCUGAAAGAUCCCCGCAUGUUUAGCUCAAGCACAACAUCUGUAGGUUGGAUUUACUGCAGAUUUUAGGUGUUGAUUUCAUCAGACUCAGGUCAUUUGUUGUUUCGCUUCUAUUAGUUUCCCCAUUUGUCACUGUGCUCAAGAAUGUUGAAGUUUGUCGUUAAAUUUUGAGGAUGUGCAGUUUCCUUAUUGCUUUUAUUAA
Molecule: messenger RNA, 1946 nt
Organism: Sesamum indicum (sesame)
Lineage: Eukaryota; Viridiplantae; Streptophyta; Magnoliopsida; Lamiales; Pedaliaceae
Product: sterol 14-demethylase
Molecular function (GO): iron ion binding; oxidoreductase activity, acting on paired donors, with incorporation or reduction of molecular oxygen; heme binding
Source: RefSeq, a predicted model, not a curated record